Molecule: messenger RNA, 1712 nt
Organism: Culex quinquefasciatus (southern house mosquito)
Lineage: Eukaryota; Metazoa; Arthropoda; Insecta; Diptera; Culicidae
Exons: 4
Coding region: 21-1574 (517 amino acids)
Source: RefSeq, a predicted model, not a curated record
CAGGCAACUAUGCUUACGUUAUGCUCGCCGUACCGCUUGUGGCUGGAGCGGCACCUUUUGUUCUGUAUUUUGCAUGUUCCGACAAUAAGUUUACACACGUGGAUGUUUUGAACCGGUGGGCAUACCUAGAGGAAGUCCUGAGUUCAGUCGGAAUUCGAAUCGUUUCGUAUAACGCUGACGGAGACCCUAGGCUCCUCAAAGCGAUGAACAUCCGCGCCUGCCUGGACCAGGAAAGACAACCAUCUCCUUUGGGUGGAUACUACAUUGUUAAUUCCAACUACGCACCUAAUGCACAAGAUGCUACGCAUGGGACAAACAAGUUCAGAAAUCGGCUACUUACAAAGGACCUGAUAAUUGGUGACUACACGAUCGGAAAAUGCCACUUAACCACGCUGAUCAAAAAGUACAAGAAAUUCCAACACGGUCUAACUUGGUCGGACAUCAAUUUGAAGGACAAAAUGAAAUACGCGCCCACGCUCAAACUGAUCAAGCAAUUACUGAUAGACUUCUUGGUGGCCAAUGUCGAGGGAAGCUUGGGAACCGCAAUUUUCCUAAAACUCAUGCAACUUAUGCACCGUUCCUUCAUUGAGGAGAACAUCGAACCACUUCAAAGAAUUUAUUACAUUUGGACUGUUAACUUCUUCGUCAGAGCAUGGAGAAACUGGAUUGGACUAAAUCGCAAGCGUGGCUUAACUUACGAUCAAUACGUGACCACUAACGCAUACAAUUGCGUGGAGUUGAAUGCGCAUGCGCUAAUUGCUUUUAUCAGGGACUGCCGAGACCGAAAUGUUCCUGAACAAUGUUUGGUUACUUUUCUGUCGAGUCAACCUUGUGAAAAGUUGUUUGGCCAAUUAAGGACAAUGGCAUCUACAAACCAAACCGUCGUAAAUUUCACCAUCAAGGAGCUUCGAGCAAAACUGAAGAGACUCCAAAUGAAGACUUGCAUUAUGCAUAAAUAUAACGGUGAAAUUAACUUUCCAUCGCUCGACAAGUUCAACAACGCUCACCCUACACAAGUUCUGCCAAAUGAUAUCGAGAUCACAAAUGAAGUUUCGAAGGCUGAGCUCACCGCGCGACAGAUGCUGCAGAGUCUUGGUUUGAGUGACGGAGAAAUUGAUUUCACAGACUCACUUAACUUGAGAUCAAAAAAUCGACCAAACCAACCAACCGAGUUUGAAUUCGUGAACGCCGACUCUCAUAACGACGAAUUUAGUGAUUUGGAAGAAGAAGAACACGAUGAUGAUGAUCCAGAAAUUGUCGGAAAGUCAACCCAAACUCAAUCGUCGGAAAGUGCAGAUGAUGAAUUUGAUUUUUCUGACACACUGGAGUUUGUGCAGGUGCAACAGGAGUUUGAUGAGAGAUUGGAAGAGCCUAUCUACGCCAUCGAGGACCUAUUUGACACAAGCGAAGAAUUAACCUUGAAAAGUACCAGCGCUGGUGACAAGCAUGUAUUUAAAAUAAGGGAUUCGACGGGACAUGUAAAACAUAUUAAAAAAUCUACAUUUUUGUGGAUGGUAGCUCCAGGACGACAAAUUCUGUCUGUGGACAGAAAUCAAAGAUUCAGGCAAAAAUAAAAUGAAAUCUUUUCAAAUGGUCAGACGCACUGGUUGAAUAUUUAAAGUACAAUACUGCAUUAUUACAACUUCCAUUACUAACCUCACUGUUAUGUUUGCUUAUUUUAUAAUAUCGAUUAAAACACAUACACCUGUUGA